Molecule: messenger RNA, 1512 nt
Organism: Fragaria vesca subsp. vesca
Lineage: Eukaryota; Viridiplantae; Streptophyta; Magnoliopsida; Rosales; Rosaceae
Product: MLO-like protein 13-like
Exons: 14
Coding region: 22-1512 (496 amino acids)
Biological process (GO): defense response; carbohydrate metabolic process
Cellular component (GO): membrane
Molecular function (GO): hydrolase activity, hydrolyzing O-glycosyl compounds
Source: RefSeq, a predicted model, not a curated record
CUCGUUUUGGUUUGAAGAGACAUGACAGAAGAAGAACUUAACAGCUCUUUAGAGUAUACUCCAACAUGGGUGGUAGCAGGUGUAUGCUUUGUCAUUGUUCUGUUAUCUCUUUGUGUCGAGCGUGGCCUUCAUAAACUUGGAAAGUGCUUGCAGCAUGAGAGACAAGAUGCACUAUAUGAAGCCUUACAAAAACUAAAAGAAGAAUUAAUGCUUUUAGGGUUCAUUUCCCUUCUGCUAACUGUGUCUCAACGUUCCAUAAGCCGCAUAUGCAUCCCUGCCCAUGUCGCAACUCACAUGUUGCCAUGUAAGAGGGAAACUGCUGAGCACAAUACCCCUGCACAUUACUUUCUUAAUCAAGCUACAAACAAUGGCCGACGCCUUCUGUCAGAAGCAACUUCAGAUCACUGUCAGCUCAAGGGGAAGGUUCCGUUGUUAUCAUUGGAAGGAUUACAUCAUCUACACAUCUUCAUCUUUGUAUUAGCAGUUGUUCAUGUGAUCUUCUGUGUCUCAACUAUGGUUCUUGGAGGGGCAAGAAUUCGACAAUGGAAGCGCUGGGAGGAUUCCAUCCAGAAGGAUCGAAGAAGUGGCGUUGCUCACGUCAGUCAUCACCAUCAUGAGUUCUUGAAAGAACGUGCAGAUGGAUAUUGGAGAAGAGCAGCUAUUAUAGGUUGGAUGAUAGCAUUCUGCAAACAAUUUUAUGGCUCCGUCACCAAGUCAGAUUACAUUGCACUGCGGCAAGGGUUUAUCAAGGAGCAUUGCCCUGGAAAUCCUAAUUUUGAUUUUCACAAAUACAUGAUGCGGACACUUGAGAUUGAUUUUAGAAAGAUUGUUGGGAUAAGCUGGUACCUGUGGCUCUUUGUUGUGCUGUUUUUGUUGCUGAAUGUGGAUGGAUGGAACACAUACUUCUGGUUAGCAUUUUUGCCGCUGAUUCUUCUGCUUCUAGUGGGGGCCAAACUAGAACACAUAAUUAGCCGCUUGGCUCAGGAUGUUACACAAUCAGGAGUACAUGCUAAUGAAGCAGCUACAAGAGUGAGGCCUUCUGAUGAACACUUCUGGUUCAGAAAUCCUAAAAUUGUUCUCAUUUUGAUCCACUUCAUUCUGUUUCAAAAUUCAUUCGAGAUUGCAUUCUUCUUCUGGAUUUGGACCACCUAUGGAUUUCACUCAUGCAUCAUGGAAAAGUUGGGCUACAUCAUCGCCAGACUUAUUAUGGGUUUGAUAGUUCAAGUGCUUUGCAGUUAUAGCACCCUACCAUUGUAUGCAAUCGUCACUCAGAUGGGUAGCAUGUUCAAGGAAGGAAUGUUCGAUCAAAUGGUGCAGAGUGCCAUCGGUCUGUGGGCUGGAGAUGUAAUCAGUCGACGUGAAGGCAGCGGGCGAUCCUCCUCAGGCAGUGUGCACAAAAUGAUCAAUAAUGAAUCGACCCAAACUGUCGAUGUGGCAGAACAAGAAAUGGUUGCCAUGGCUAACACUAUAGAUGUGCUCCCUUGUCAUGUUCAGCCACCUUCAUCCUCUUAG